Messenger RNA from Lecanosticta acicola, 939 nucleotides. NCBI's taxonomy places the organism in Eukaryota, Fungi, Ascomycota, Dothideomycetes, Mycosphaerellales, Mycosphaerellaceae. The record is from the annotation of a GenBank genome assembly.
AUGACCUCCGCUACUGCCACCGCUACCAUGGCCGCCGCCGCUGGAUUUGACAAGCGAGCCAGCACUGCAUCCUCGUUGCAGACUCCGGGAUCUGGUGCCUUUCCUUCGGAGAUGUGCAGUCCGUUGGCGGCCUCGCCAAGCUUCCCCAAGAGAGACGACUUGAAGACUCCCAUCACUCCACCUUCCGCGUACCUGGACUUCCUCAAGAACUACUCGCCAGAUAUCCGGAGUCCAGUGUCCACGGGCACGAGUGCCAAGUUUAGCUUCGGCGAGAAAAGCUUCGACAAGUCCUCUGAUAAGGCCUCGGAUGCGUCUGGGCAUAGAUCAACCAGCAACGGCCCAACAACAUCGCAACCCUCGCUAUCCCGCAACACCUCGUAUGACUCCAACUAUUCAAACACCACCGAACAGAGCAGUAUUUCGUCGAUUGGAAGCGGCGUCUCCACCGGAACCUCAAGACCAGAAUCCCCUCGCAUCAUCGUUCCAUCAUCUCAAUCCCAAUUCGUCAGGCCAGGGCCCAGGUCAGCGCGAACACCUCGACGCCUAAAGAUUCCACAAUCGCCCUUCUCCCCGGCGAUUGGGUCCGCUCAGACCGCACCAUCGCCCUAUCUUUCCACUCCACUCAGCGCAGCACCAUGGAGUGCGUCCUUCUCCCCUCGUGACCACACCAGCUUUGAUGCAACCAGCCAACCUGGCAAGGUCCAUGUCAGACAUGUUGUCACACGCACUGUCAGGUACUGCCGAACACCCCUGGACCCAGCACCGAAGGGAAAGAGAAGAAAGAUUGAAGAGACAUCUGAGCCUAGCUCGAAAGCUUCGUCGGAAGAACCACCGAUCAAACAAGAACGGAUCGAGAAGAUCGACCAGGAGACGGAGACGGAACCAGUCACUGCUGCUGCUGCUGCUGCUGCUGCUGCUGAAUGUCAGGCCACGGUGUGA